This is a messenger RNA of Salvelinus namaycush (lake trout), 3210 nucleotides long. RefSeq names its product leucine-rich repeats and calponin homology (CH) domain containing 4 (gene lrch4). Gene Ontology annotation, molecular function: protein binding. The transcript is spliced from 17 exons. The record is from RefSeq and is a predicted model, not a curated record. Lineage: Eukaryota; Metazoa; Chordata; Actinopteri; Salmoniformes; Salmonidae. The coding region runs from base 286 to 2412 and encodes 708 amino acids.
CACUGCUCCUCCGCUUCCUGACGCUGCUGCUGCACCCCUUUCUGACAGCUACUAGUACCGCUUUCUCGAAGGCAACUGGACCGUAGAGAAUCCUCGUUGUGGAAGAUUAAGAAAUAGCCUUUUUGUUUGUCGGAUUUAUUCAUUGUCUUACUUCGAAAGUUGUUUAUCGGACGAGAGACGGAUGGUUUUGGAAGUUGUUCUGAGGGAUACGAAAGUGUAAAGGAAGGUUUUCUUUUUUCUUUUUUGAUCCAAACACAGUAACAUAAGGAGACAUAUCUACCGUUCAUGGCUGCUGGGGAAGGUGCCCAGCUGCCGGCAACAAUAGCGGCUAGCCGGUGCGUGGAGAAGUCGCUUGAAGAGGCUGCCGGGAGCGGUGCUCUGAACUUGUCGAACCGUAAAUUGAAAGAGUUUCCCCGAACCGCCCGGAACUAUGACUUGUCCGAUAUUACGGCAGCCGACCUUUCUAAGAACCGUCUGUGCGAGCUGCCAGAGGAGCUGUGCCAGUUCAUCUCCUUGGAGACGCUCAGCUUGUACCACAACUGUGUUCGCUCCCUCACCCCCGACCUCUGUCACCUACAGGCUCUCACCUACCUCAACCUCAGCCGUAACCUCCUCUCCAGCCUGCCCCCCUCGAUGUGUCAGCUCCCCCUCCUGAGAGUCCUGAUCGUCAGCAACAACAAGCUGUCGGCCCUGCCCACCUCCAUACAUACCCUCACACACCUCCGACAGCUGGAUGUGAGUUGUAAUGGCCUGCAGUGUUUGCCUGUGGAGUUGGGUCAGUUGGAGUGUCUGAGAGACCUCAACUUGAGGCGGAACCAGCUCACCACGCUGCCAGAGGAGUUGUCCGAGUUACCCCUGGUCCGGUUAGACGUCUCCUGUAACCACAUCUCCCACGUGCCCGUGUGUUACCGCCACCUGCGUCAACUCCAGACCAUAGUCUUGGACAACAACCCCCUGCAGCAACCGCCUGCCCAGAUCUGCUCUAAGGGGAAGUACCACAUCUUCAAGUUCCUCAACAUUGUGGCCUGCAAGAGGAGCCAGGAGGAGCUGGAGAGAGCCCUGAGACCUACAGGAUUUAAUAGCUGUCUGUCGGACCAUGAGCUGUUCUCAGGUCAGUAUGGAGGUUUGGACUCUGGCUUCAACAGUGUGGACAGCGGCAGCAAGAGAUGGUCUGGGAACGAGUCUGCAGAUGACUUCUCGGAGCGGUCCCUGCGUAUUGCUGAGCUCACCAGAGACCAGAGGAACCUGGAGGAAGAGGUGGAGGACGACUCUUCCCUCACAGAGACCCCAGACACGGUGACUGGGGAGGCCAAGCAGGUGGAUUUCAUAGACCGCAGCGUCACCGAGGAGAAAGAAGACUGCAGGACGAAUCGUCCCACUCCCCCCCUCACAGCACCCCCGCAGGAGAACGCAGAGGAAUCGUCACCACCACCCCAAACACAAGACUCUUCUAGAAGCAGGUCCACUGUCAGUGUGGAGGUAGGAGGGGGGCUGUCGCACCCGUCCCCCUCCAGUCCCACCCUGGAGGAGAGGAGGAGACCAGGUACUCUGCUCAUCUGGCAGGAGAGAGAGAGAAUCCAUCAGCAGAGAGACCACACGGCCAGAGAUAACGGUUUACUGAAGAUUACAACGGCCAAAACAGGAAGUCAUGUGGCGACGAUGUCACAGACAGGAAGUAGCUCGAGUGGUAGUUCACCAGAGAACAACCACUCCCACAACGGCCUCAGACAACGAUGUGCGAGUGCAGAUCAGAUGUCAGUGUCUCACACAUCACCGGUUCAGCGCUCUGUUAGCCGAUCAGACGCUCCGUCGUCUCCCAAGGCGGCGUCCCCUCCAGGCCUGAGUCAGAAACCCAACAGUUUCCUGUUCCGCACCUCGUCCCGCUGCAGCGUCAAGAGUCAGUUCUCCAUCUCAGGCUCCACACAGAGUCUGGUGGAGGCAGGCCGCUCUGAGUCUCGCUCCGUGUUGAGACCAGAUGUCGUACAGCUACGCAAGACUCUGGAAUCGAGGUUAAAGACCGUCCUGCCAGAGGAUCUAGGUGAGGCGUUGUCCAAUGGAACGGUCCUCUGCCAGCUGGCCAAUCACGUGCGGCCUCGCGCUGUGUCCAUCAUCCACAUUCCCUCCCCAGCAGUGCCAAAGCUGAGCACGGCCAAGUGUCGUCUCAACGUAGAGAACUUCAUCUCUGCUUGCCGAAGGCUGGGGGUCCCUGAGACGGAGGUGUGUGUGUUGUCUGAUGUGUAUCUCUGUAAGCUGCCUGCUGUGCUGCGCUGUGUGGAGGCCCUGGUGAAAUGUGAGGUAGAGGGGGACACCCCCUACAACACCUGCUCCUCACUGCUCUCAGAGGGCUUCUUGAUCUUCUACAGCCUGGUCAUGAUCCUGCUGUACACACUGUACUACCAUCUGGUCUCAUAGAUACUGAGGACCCUGUUCUACACUGUACUACCACCUGGUCUCAUAGAUACUGUGUGUGUGUGUGUGUGUGUGUGUGUGUGUGUGUGUGUGUGUGUGUGUGUGUGUGAGCACUCGGACUGAUGUGAAUUUGACCACCUAAUGCGAACAUUCACAGACAACCCGGACUUAAAUAAUCCACCAUAAAUUCCAUAAAAACACACACACACACUCACGCAGCUGUCCUGGCAUGAGGUAUGCAGGGUGAGAGACGAGCCUCACAACACAGGAAGGACUGUCAGCUGCCCCCUCCAACCUCACAGCUGCUAUCAAAAUGUACCCAACGUGACAGUACACACACACAGCCACAGCAGAGCACACUGUGUGUACGUACAACAGCUGGUGUGGUUGAGCACAACAUGGAACCAUGUGAUUCAUAAAAUAACCGCUGAAUUCAUGUCCUUUUAAAGUUGAGAGAUUGGCUCUGACCCAUGUUUAUGUUGUCUGAAAUACCCUUUAGAUAAAAGGGCCCUUUGAACAUGACAACCUAUGUGAAUGAUUAGCAGAGAAAUACAUUUGAGUUAAUCCGUUACAGUUCUAAUACAGAAACUCACAUAUAUAUUUUUAAAGGGCUUCCCUACAUGACUGCUUUUACCCCUCUAAUGCACAGCAUGUCUCUCUGACAAUGUCCUGUCUGACGAUGUCCUGUCUGACGAUGUUCUGACGAUGUCCUGCCUGGCGAUGUCCUGUCUCUGUGUCUGACGAUGUCCUGUCUCUGUGUCUGACGAUGUCCUGUCUCUGUGUCUGACGAUGUCCUGUCUC